Messenger RNA from Gadus macrocephalus (Pacific cod), 6603 nucleotides. RefSeq names its product pyruvate carboxylase, mitochondrial-like. Gene Ontology annotation, molecular function: metal ion binding; pyruvate carboxylase activity; ATP binding. NCBI's taxonomy places the organism in Eukaryota, Metazoa, Chordata, Actinopteri, Gadiformes, Gadidae. Gene Ontology annotation, cellular component: cytoplasm. Bases 419 to 3715 code for a protein of 1098 amino acids. The transcript has 25 exons. Gene Ontology annotation, biological process: gluconeogenesis; pyruvate metabolic process. The record is from RefSeq and is a predicted model, not a curated record.
AGAUUACGCGACUCAAGAGGCAGGCGCAGUUGCCGACUUGUCCAUAUCCGCCGAACGCUGACGGACGGUGUCAGUCGUGUUAGCUUCCUCCGGUAGAUAGUUAGCAACUAGCCUAACUAGCCUCAGAGUUUAACAGCUGUUGUACGCUUCCGCACGAGCGUUUGAACGCGAAGCUUGCGUGCUGUCUCGUCCUGCAAUCACUCGUCCAUCCCGGACGCACGCGCCGCGUAUCCGUGUGUUUGAUCGCCUCCCCUUCCCCUUCCUUUCCAGCAGUGCGUGUGUGUGAGAGAGAGAGCGCACGCGUGUUUGUGUUGCUGUGUGUGGCGUUAGCAAGCUCUCUCCUUCUACUGUGACAGUCGAGUGUGUAUCCAGCACCAGUGGAUUGACAUUGUCCACAGUUGACCCUAAAAGCAUCAUCAUGCUGUGGAGCGGUGCAGUUCGCGGCGGCCUCGGCCUCCUGGCCGUACGGAGGGCGUGUCUGUUCUCCCGGUCUGCCCACUCCUCCCCCAAGAGUGGCGAGUAUCGACCAAUCAAAAAGGUCAUGGUGGCCAACAGAGGGGAGAUUGCCAUCCGUGUGUUCAGAGCAUGCACAGAGCUGGGAAUUCGAACCGUGGCCGUUUACUCAGAGCAGGACACCGGCCAGAUGCACAGGCAGAAGGCAGAUGAAGCCUACCUGAUUGGAAAGGGUCUCCCUCCGGUCGCCGCCUACCUGGACAUCGCUGACAUCAUCAAAGUUGCCAAGGAAAACAACGUGGACGCCAUCCACCCCGGCUACGGCUUCCUGUCGGAGCGGUCGGACUUCGCCCAGGCGUGUGCCGACGCGGGGGUGAUGUUCGUGGGGCCGUCCCCGGAAACGGUGCGCAUGAUGGGGGACAAGGUGGAGGCGCGCUCCCUGGCCAUCCGUGCAGGUGUGCCGGUGGUCCCGGGUACUGACGCCCCCCUCACCUGUCUGCAGGACGCCAAGGCCUUCGCCCAGACCUACGGCUUCCCCAUCAUCUUCAAAGCAGCCUACGGUGGGGGGGGCCGUGGCAUGAGGGUGGUCCGAGAGUACGAGGAGCUGGAGGAGAACUACCAGAGGGCCUACUCGGAGGCGCUAGCCGCCUUCGGCAACGGCGCCCUGUUCGUGGAGAAGUUCAUCGAGAAGCCGCGGCACAUCGAAGUGCAGAUCCUCGGGGACAAGUUCGGUAAUGUCAUCCAUCUCUUCGAGAGAGACUGCUCCAUUCAGCGGCGACACCAAAAGGUGGUGGAGAUCGCACCGGCAUUCCAGCUGGACCCCCACCUCAGAGCCCGUCUCCACACUGACUCCGUCACUCUAGCCAAGCAGGUGGGCUACGAGAAUGCAGGAACAGUGGAGUUCCUGGUGGACAAGCACGGGAAACACUACUUCAUCGAGGUCAACUCCAGACUCCAGGUGGAGCACACAGUCACCGAGGAAAUCACAGACGUGGACCUGGUGCACGCCCAGCUGAAGGUCUGCGAGGGCCAUAGCCUGCCCGACCUGGGCUUGAGCCAGGACAAGAUCAGGGUCAACGGCUGUGCCAUCCAGUGCAGGGUGACCACCGAGGACCCCGCCCGCGGCUUCCAGCCCGACACCGGCCGCAUCGAGGUGUUCCGCAGCGGCGAGGGCAUGGGCAUCCGGCUGGACAGCGCGUCGGCCUUCCCGGGCGCCAUCAUCUCCCCCCACUACGACUCUCUGCUGGUCAAGGUCAUCGCCAGCAGCAACGACCUGCAGGGCGCCGCCUCCAAGAUGAGCCGUGCCCUGGCCGAGUUCAGAGUCCGCGGCGUCAAGACCAACAUCCCCUUCCUGCAGAAUGUUCUCUCCAACACCCAGUUCCUCCACGCCACGGUGGACACCCAGUUCAUCGACGAGAACCAGGAGCUCUUCAACCUCAAGCCCACGCAGAACCGCGCCCAAAAGCUGCUGCACUACCUUGGUCAUGUGAUGGUGAACGGACCGACCACACCCCUUCCCGUGAAGGCCAAGCCCUCGGCCAUCGACCCCGUCAUCCCUCCCGUUUCCAUGGGUGACCCUCCGCUGGGCUUCCGGGACAUCCUGCUCCGGGACGGGCCGGAGGGCUUCGCAAAGGCAGUGCGGGCCCACAAGGGCCUGCUGCUCAUGGACACCACCUUCAGGGACGCCCACCAGUCGCUGCUGGCCACCCGGGUGCGAACCCACGACCUGAAGAAGAUCUCUCCGUUCGUCAGCCACAACUUUAACAACCUCUACAGCUUGGAGAACUGGGGAGGCGCCACCUUCGACGUGGCCAUGCGCUUCCUGUCCGAGUGUCCGUGGAAGCGUCUGCAGGAGAUGCGCGCCCUCAUCCCCAACGUGCCCUUCCAGAUGCUGCUGAGAGGGGCCAACGCCGUGGGCUACACCAACUACCCAGACAACGCCGUGUUCAAGUUCUGCGAGGUGGCCAAGGAGAACGGCAUGGACGUGUUCCGCGUGUUCGAUUCCCUCAACUACCUGCCCAACAUGCUGCUUGGCAUGGAGGCGGCGGGCGCGGCGGGCGGCGUGGUGGAGGCCGCCAUCUCGUACACGGGCGACGUCUCCGACCCCGCCCGCCAGAAGUACUCCCUGGACUACUACAUGAAGCUGGCCGACGAGCUGGUCCGCGCAGGCACCCACGUCCUCUGCAUCAAGGACAUGGCCGGUCUGCUGAAGCCGGAGUCCAGUAAGAUGCUGAUUGGUGCACUGAGAGACCGCUUCCCCGACGUGCCCAUCCACGUGCACACACACGACACCGCCGGCGCUGGAGUGGCCGCCAUGUUGGCGUGCGCCGAGGCCGGAGCCGAUGUGGUGGAUGUGGCGGUGGACUCCAUGGCCGGGAUGACCUCCCAGCCCAGCAUGGGGGCCAUGGUGGCCUGCGCCAAGGGAACCAAGCUGGACACCGGCAUCCCCCUGGAGAAGGUCUACGACUACAGUGAGUACUGGGAGGUGGCCAGGGGGCUGUACGCGCCCUUCGACUGCACCGCCACCAUGAAGUCCGGCAACGCCGACGUCUACGAGAACGAGAUCCCCGGCGGGCAGUACACCAACCUGCACUUCCAGGCCCACAGCAUGGGACUGGGCCACAAGUUCAAGCAGGUGAAGAAGUCCUACACCGAGGCCAACAAACUGCUGGGUGACCUCAUCAAGGUGACCCCCUCCUCCAAGAUCGUGGGCGACCUGGCCCAGUUCAUGGUGCAGAACAACCUGACCCGGGCGGAGGUGGAGGAGCAGGCGGACGAGCUGUCGCUGCCCCUGUCCGUGGUGGAGUUCCUGCAGGGGCACAUCGGCAUCCCCCACGGGGGCUUCCCCGAGCCCCUGAGGAGCAAGGUGGAGCUGGAGCGGGGGAAGACCCUCCACAUCAAGGCCCUUGCCCUGGGAGACCUCAACAAGGCAGGCCAGAGGGAGGUGUUCUUUGAGCUCAACGGGCAGCUGCGCUCCGUCCUGGUGAAGGACACCUUGGCCAUGAAGGAGAUGAAGUUCCACCCCAAGGCCCAGAAGUCCAUCAAGGGCCAGGUGGGCGCGCCCAUGCCGGGCAAGGUCCUGGAGCUCAAAGUGGAAGUUGGCUCCAAGGUGGAGAAGGGGCAGCCCCUGUGCGUGCUGUCGGCGAUGAAGAUGGAGACGGUGGUCAACUCCCCCCUGGCCGGCACCGUCAAGGCCCUCCACGCCACGGUCGACUCCUCCCUGGAGGGUGACGACCUCAUUCUGGAGAUUGACGAGGAGUAGGACGACAGACGGCGACGGAGGAGGAGGAGGAGGAGGAGGAGGAGGAGGAGGGGGGGGGAGCAGAGUGUGGGUGUGUGCGGAGGCGGGGCCGGGUGACAUUUUGAUACCAGAGAGAGAGGCGGACGUGUGGACAGAGUGGAGGGUGAAACCGAGGGGGGAGGGGUGGAGAUGUAAAAAUCUGAUUUUGUUUGAGCUUGAGGCGGUUGGUGUGCGUAAAUGGGCUGAUGGAGUUGACGGGGAGCGCGUGGGGAAAAGGGCAGGGCCGGUAGCAGGGGAGAGAAGUCUUGACAUUCUGGAGUCUGUUCCUUAAAAGAGAGGAGAAACAAGGGGGAAAUAAAUACAGCCGAAGGUCUCUCUCAGCCAUCCCUGUUGUGUCGGAGACGGCAGAUGCGAGCGGUGGUGUGUUAACAUUAAUACCCCUUAAUACCUUCCCCAGGACUUCUGCAUCGAUCUCAGCCCCCACAACGCCAUCCAAGUGCAAAUUAGACGACUUUAGUUUGAAGUCCAAUCCAAUCUGAAAUGUGCCGAUUAGUCCUCCUAGUAAGAUAAAUUAACUCUGCGUUACUUUUGUUUUCCUUUAGAGCCAGAUGUAAUUUCAACACUAAUUAAAACGCUACUUUCGCAACAUUCCAUGAUUUAGCCCUUUACGUUGUCCAACAAAUGUAUUUUUAACACUAACGCAAGACUAUAAAAUCGCUACGCUGUUACCUCGCUGUUUCCAUUCAUAUACCAAGAAUGGAAAUAUCUCUUGACCCAGCAAUUGAAGAAAACAGUGAAAGGCCAACGUGUUUUGAGGAGGACCAUUAGUCACUGUGGGGAGGGGCAACACAAGGAUUAGAAAGAACUAUUUUGCCUAGGGUUUGGGAAACCCAUGUUCACGUUAUGUUUCACUUUUUUGUCUUUAAAAUCAUCUCAUAGAUAUUAGUUAUUCAAUUCUUCUGCAAACAUGUACUGUUUUUCUUUUAAAAUUGUUGAAUUCACUGUCCUUAACUUAUCGUCAAAGGCUGCGAACACAUCGAGGGAGGGAGGGAGUUUGUAAUAUUUUCUCGAUUUCCACCAACUUCUAACGCGUUCAGAAACAUAACAUCGGACGGAGAUAACGAUGGCUAGGGACUCGUCUGUCCACCGUCUGUCUCUGAGUCCCCUCGUCUGGGGUUCCCGUUAAAAGGUGUGGAACGUCUUCUUUGUUGAUUCCAGACUCGUAUUAAUUCCACCAGGACCUUAAACACACAAGAUAAAAUUGCAUUUUUAAACACGGUAGGCACCGUAAACGGGGGCAAUGAAAAGUCUGCGUUAAGAGAAAACGUUGAAGUUAGAAGCUCAAAGGAAGGACGGCCGUCCUUGUUUUGGUCCAACAGCUUUAUUGAACGGCUUUGAAAGGGAUUAACUGUGGCCUAAUGACGGCGUGUUGUGGGGCUGUGUUUGACUCAUUCUCUGACUAAUUUAUCAAUUAAUUCCAUCAAACGAUGGGAAAUCAGCCACACUAAUGAGCCCCGGGGGGCUGGGAUACGCCACCUGUGUAUGUGUCUGUGUGUGUGUGUGUGUGUGUGUGUGUGACUACAUCUUUGCUAACCCAAAACAGCAGAGGGAAUGUUAUCGUUUGUUUGACACACAAACUUCAUUAAAUUUACAACCCAGUCUGGUGGACGUAAAAUAUUCUCACACACACACACACACACACACCAGUGUGCUCACAGGCGAAGAUAAAUGCAAGCGUCGGCUAAAAAAUAUUACGCACAUAAGCACAAAAACAUCGACACUUUAAGUGUGGUAUAGUCACCAUGGAAACCAAGCACAAAAUGUACCUUGUUUUGACACUUUGUCGUUUGUCAUUGAGCUCACGUCUCUCCUCGUUUAAACUGUUCGUGUGUGGUCUUCACGUUGCUGUGUUUAGGUUAUGCGAGUGUCUAAACCCAAACCAAAACAUGAGAUGGUGUGGCCAUUCAUUCAUGGUGCUGAGGAAUUUGGAGGACCCUUUUGAAGACUAAAAAACACUUGGCCCUUACUUACAAUGGAGUGUGUGAUGGCUGGAAGGUGUUCGCCUAGCCUGGUGACCUUCUUGUUUUGAUGGUAAAAGCCAUUGAGUACUCCCACAAACAUAACCUUGUAGAGAAGGCCUCCUCGCCGCCUACAGUUGUUCUCUCCUCUCACUGAAAAGCACCUGACGGUCGUUCUCUGAGACAUCGCUCCUCGCUUCCUCCCUCCUCCUCUCCCUCUCUGAAUCAUCCCCCCCCCCACCCCCUUCUCUAUCAAACUCAUCCCUGCACAUUUGCACAUUUACUACUUAAACGCAAUAACGCAAAAGACCUCCCACAUGGGGGCGUAAACUAAGGCUGCAGUGGCGCAUGAAGCAACUCGUGACAACGUACCACAAGCACGUAGUCGCUCGUAUAUCUUAAGAGUGGCGCUUAAAUGUUCGCUUUCUCACGGCCGCGAGGUUGUGAUGGGGACCUCUUGUUUUGUGUCUUUGUGCUUUGUGGAUGUGAAAAUAGGGCAGGAUAUGAAUAGAAGAUCUUUGGUUUUUGACUUUUUCUGUUUGUUUUUACAGGGAACCAACUGUUUAUUUACACUUGCUCUUUGGGUUUGUCAAAUGUCAACUCCGAAUUGGGGGGAACUGAGGUCCAUGAGGUUUUCCAAAAUGUUUUUUUCCAAGAUUUUUUUGUUAAAUUUCUUAGUCGUAACAUCUUAGACCAACUUCUGUUAUAGAAAAUACAAAUUUUGGUUGGUAGUUUACAUUAGUUUGACCUCGGGUCAGAUGUACAGUAUGAUUAGCUCUAGAUAGCAGGGCAAUGAAGAGGGAGAAUGAAAUGAUUACAGGGUGGAAUGAAAGUGCUAAAUGUUGUCUUAACUGAAUAUAAUCGUAAUCAAUAAAGUUCUAAUAAAGUUGA